Molecule: messenger RNA, 388 nt
Organism: Mesoplodon densirostris (Blainville's beaked whale)
Lineage: Eukaryota; Metazoa; Chordata; Mammalia; Artiodactyla; Ziphiidae
Product: small ribosomal subunit protein eS12-like
Exons: 1
Coding region: 1-306 (101 amino acids)
Biological process (GO): translation
Cellular component (GO): cytosolic small ribosomal subunit; ribosome
Molecular function (GO): structural constituent of ribosome
Source: RefSeq, a predicted model, not a curated record
AUGGCCGAGGAAGGCAUUGCUGCUGGAGGGGUAAUGGACGUUAAUCCUGCUCUGCAAGAGGUGCUGAAGACCGCCCUCAUCCACGAUGGCCUAGCACGUGGAAUUCGGGAAGCUGCCAAAGCCCAUCUUUGUAUGCUUGCAUCCAACUGUGAUGAGCCCAUAUAUGUCAAGUUGGUGGAAGCCCUUUGUGCUGAGCACCAAAUCAACCUGAUUAAGGUUGAUGACAUCAAGAAACCGGGGGAAUGGGUAGGCCUCUGUAAAACUGAUGGAGAGGGAAAAAUACCUGAAGUGGUUGGUUGCAGUUGAGUGGUGGUUAAGGACUAUGGCAAAGAGUCUCAGGCCAAGGAUGUCAUGGAGGAGUACUUCAAAUGCAAGAAAUGAUCAAAUU